AUGAGAACAAGGUUGUCCUGCAAUGGUUUGCCAUCGUUCUCGUCUAUAAUGAGGACACCCAUUAGGUUACCGCCUUCCUUUAAGUUUCGACCCGCUAUUUCUUUUAGGUAUCAAUCGGUAUUUCACUCAGGAUUUAGAAAUGCCAGUGCAAUCACAUACAAGUCUGCCUUGAAACCAGUUUAUCAACCUCAACUACGGUUCAGCAGUCACAAGGCUUCCAAGCCGGAUAGGAAACUUCCGCAGCUUUCGCAAUUGAAAAUUAUCAAGGAUUUAAUGGCCUACUUGUGGCCCAAGGAUAACCUUGCUGCCAAAGUUCGUGUUGUUAUUGCAUUGUCAUUGUUGGUAGCUGCUAAGCUACUCAAUGUUCAGGUUCCUUUUUUCUUCAAAUCAAUUGUGGAUAAUAUGAAUAUCGAUUGGGAACAAAACGUAGGAACGGUGACUUCAGUUAUUGGAGCACUGAUCAUUGCUUAUGGUGGUGCCCGAUUUGGCGCUGUGCUCUUUGGUGAACUUCGAAACGCAAUAUUUGCUAGAGUUGCUCAGAGCGCCAUUAUGAAAGUGGCUCAUAAUACUUUUGUACAUUUGUUGCAUAUGGAUCUGAAUUUCCAUCUUACUCGCCAAACUGGUGGGUUGACUCGUGCCAUUGACCGUGGUACAAAAGGUAUCGCUUACGUGCUAAGUGCCAUGGUAUUCCAUAUUAUCCCUAUAACUUUUGAAAUUUCGGUUGUUUGUGGUAUUCUAACUUACAAUUAUGGAAUGUCUUUUGCAGCUGUAACCCUAGCUACCAUGAUUGCGUAUUCUAUAUUCACAAUCCGAACAACAACUUGGAGAACCGGUUUUAGGAGACAGGCGAACAAUGCUGACAAUCAAGCUGCAUCAGUGGCUCUUGAUUCUCUGAUCAAUUUUGAAUCGAUCAAGUAUUUCAACAAUGAGUCGUUUCAGUCAAUGAAAUAUGAUGCAGCUUUGACAAAAUACAAGGAUGCUCAAAUUAAGAUAGCGACGUCCUUGGCAUACUUGAACUCGGGCCAAAAUCUUAUCUUUACCUCUUCUUUGACAGCUAUGAUGUUUAUGGGAUGUGUGGGAGUAUCCCAGGGAUAUUUGACUGUAGGUGACCUGGUCCUUAUCAAUCAAUUAGUAUUUCAACUUUCCGUUCCGUUGAACUUUCUGGGCUCUGUCUACAGGGAGUUGAAACAGUCUUUGCUAGACAUGGAGUCUCUUUUCAAGCUACAAAAGGAGGAGGUUGAGAUUAAAUCUCUUCCUGGUGCCCCAGACUUGCUUGUGAAAGGUGGAGAAAUCCGAUUUGAGAAUGUUUCUUUCGGAUACCACCCUGACAGGCCAAUCUUGAAGAACUGUUCGUUUACUAUUCCUGCUGGUCACAAGGUAGCCAUUGUGGGUCCUUCAGGAUCAGGAAAAUCCACUAUAUUGAGGCUGGUAUUCCGAUUUUAUGACGUCACUGAGGGAAAAAUUUACAUAGAUGGACAGAACAUCAAAGAAGUGAACGUGGAAAGCUUACGAAAACAUAUCGGGGUUGUUCCUCAAGACACUCCAUUAUUCAAUGAUACGAUCUGGGAGAAUGUUCGAUUUGGAAGGUUGUCGGCUACAGACGAUGAGGUGAGAAAUGUCAUCAGCCAGGUCAAAUUGGACAAGUUGAUCCAAGAUCUACCCAACGGUUCGAACACUAUAGUGGGUGAAAGGGGUAUGAUGAUUUCGGGUGGUGAAAAGCAAAGACUUGCCAUUUCAAGACUGUUAUUGAAAAAUUCUAAGAUAACUUUUUUCGAUGAAGCAACAUCAGCCUUGGAUACUCAUACUGAACAGGCCCUAUUGAAGACAAUAAAAGAAGUGUUUAAACAAAACUCUAACACUAAUGUUUCAAUUGCUCAUCGUCUGAGAACAAUUGCUGAUGCUGACAAGAUUAUUGUGUUGAAAGAGGGCCAUGUAAUCGAAGAAGGAACCCAUCAAGAGUUACUACAACAACCAGGGUCUCUCUACAGUGAGCUAUGGACUAUCCAAGAGCACAUGUUUGAGGAAGAAAAAGAAGUUGAAGCUACGUCUGAAAAAGUGGAUCAGUAG
Messenger RNA from Komagataella phaffii GS115, 2067 nucleotides. Its product is annotated as Mitochondrial inner membrane ATP-binding cassette (ABC) transporter. Gene Ontology annotation, biological process: intracellular iron ion homeostasis; transmembrane transport. The coding region runs from base 1 to 2067 and encodes 688 amino acids. Gene Ontology annotation, molecular function: ATP hydrolysis activity; ABC-type transporter activity; ATP binding. The record is from RefSeq and is a predicted model, not a curated record. Lineage: Eukaryota; Fungi; Ascomycota; Pichiomycetes; Pichiales; Pichiaceae. Gene Ontology annotation, cellular component: mitochondrial inner membrane. The transcript has a single exon.